CACUCAAUUCAGAUUUUUUCUAACCAAUCAACAAUCAAUCAGAUUACCGACAUUACAUUUGACUUUAGUAAAUUUCAAGAAUUAUUUUACCGUGGCAUCAGCUUGCCACGCAACGUUUCACCUAGGCAGCUAAGUGUUCAAUAAAAUAUUCAAUGAUUUAACAAUGCAUUCUAUAGUUGUUAGAUAUGCUAUGCUAUUACUAGAUGUUGUCAGAAAUGGCUCAAUAAGGUUACACAGAACACGUCAUGACAAUGCAACUUGUAUGACGAUAGUGUUGGAAAGUUCUUCUCCCCGGCGCGUACCUCUGCGAUCGAUUUUAAUUUCUCAGGUAAAAUGAUUGGGUGGGCUAAAUCAAUUGCUGUACAAAACAAAUAUCAGCUUUCCAAAUGCAUUAGCAGGAGGCAUUUGGGUACGGCUCUAUAAUUUGAUAUUGUUCGAUCUCCAAAUAUUAUUUGUGGUUUCAACAGCAACUUCGGUAUAGCAAAUGUUGAUGGACGUUUCGGCUUAAUUGAAAACCUGCAGUCAACCGAGUAGGUUUGCCAUGACGGUGGAGGAAAGACCAUGCUGGGUAGGGACAAAGAGGAAGAUUAAUCAGAAGAUUAAUAACGAGGGCUUUUCAGUGUUAAAAUUGUCAAAAGAAUUUGCCAGAAACACUUCGAUUCAUGGACUGAAAUUCAUAGCGCAAGACCACACUACAUUGAUGGAAAGGAUAUUCUGGAUAAUUCUUUUUUUAGUUGGAUUAUUCUUUGCUUUAUUCUUCGCUUGGAAUUUAUGGGAUAAAUGGGUACAAUCUCCGGUCCUCAUCACUAUUCAAACGGUUAAUUAUCCCAUCAAAAGCUAUCCUUUUCCAGCUGUCACAAUUUGCAGUGUGAACAAAGUUUCGACUCGGGCACUCGGAGAAUGGAUGGCUACAGAAGAAGCGAAAGAUUUCAAGGUGAAUGAGAUUCGUCGUAUUUUGGAGAUUAUGUCAACCGGGUUGAAUUGGGUCGAAAAUGAGGGAGAAUUCGCUGUUCUUGGUCCACUAUUACUCAAGGCCAAUAUUAGCAGCAAUGACAAUAAGUACGAAAAGCUCAUGAAAAAGCUAUCUCCAAAUUGUUCCAAGACAAUUGUCUUCUGUUCGUGGGAGGGCCUAGAAGAGGACUGCGCCGAUCUAUUUGUAACGCAGACGGCCGAUGAUGGCUGUUGUUGUUCAUUCAACUCAGUGAUCAUCCAGCGCGAUAGCGACACCUAUUUAAAAAAUCAGCAGAACCGACUUAGGCACGCCCGAACUAGUGGGGUACAAGCAGGACUCACCGUUCUAUUGGACGCCGAACUUGACGAUUACAAUGUCACUUCAUCUUCUAUAGAUGGCUUUAAGGUAUCGAUUCAAGACCCAAUGGACUUUCCUCAGACCUCACGGAAAGGUUUCCUUGCGAGCCCGGGAUUUCAAAUUAAUGCGGCUGUCACCGGUUACACCCAGAGAGCAGAUGAUAAGCUUAGGGUCAUCGAUCUUAAGAAAAGGUUAUGCACCACCAGUCAAGAAAUAACUCUAAAAUAUUUUAAAAACUACACCCGACCUUAUUGCCAGCUCGAUUGCUUGACACGGUUCUUUUUGGCCGAGUGCUUUUGCGUCCCUUAUUACUUCCCAGUUCCGACUCGGCUACCAGUCUGCAAUGUCUCAUCUUAUCCCUGCCUGCAAAGGAUAUCUGGUUAA
Messenger RNA from Daphnia pulicaria, 1693 nucleotides. RefSeq names its product pickpocket protein 28-like. Gene Ontology annotation, biological process: sodium ion transmembrane transport. The transcript has 8 exons. The record is from RefSeq and is a predicted model, not a curated record. Bases 542 to 1693 code for a protein of 383 amino acids. Gene Ontology annotation, molecular function: ligand-gated sodium channel activity. Lineage: Eukaryota; Metazoa; Arthropoda; Branchiopoda; Diplostraca; Daphniidae. Gene Ontology annotation, cellular component: membrane.